Molecule: messenger RNA, 1172 nt
Organism: Austrofundulus limnaeus
Lineage: Eukaryota; Metazoa; Chordata; Actinopteri; Cyprinodontiformes; Rivulidae
Source: RefSeq, a predicted model, not a curated record
GUAGAACCGAACUGAGCGCCAGUCUCAGUCUAAAAUCACUCACUUCCGCCUCUCAGGGCGUUUAUGUCGCAGUUACCUGAGCAGCCAGCAACAUGUCCGACCCAGAAGGAGGGACUUCAGCCCUCAACAGUUCCUCAGUUCUGACCCGGAACACCAGUUUAGCACCCGGCUGUGAUCUUGUGGAAAAAACAGGCGGUCUUUUCUUCAUCCUGGUCUACAGUCUGCUGGUCCUCGUGGGUUUGGUCCUCAACAGCUUCAUCCUGUGGUUCCACUGCUGCCGGACUCUGCAGAGAYGGUCCAACAGUUUGAUGAUCUACCUGAAGAACCUGACGGUCGCUGAUCUGCUGCUCUGCCUCAGCCUGCUUCUCCGCAUUGCCAACUACACCAACGUUGCCAACAUUUCCAACGUCUCCAACUACGCCAACGUCGCCAUCUAUGCCAACGUCUCAAACUACGCCAAUGUCUCCAACUACGUCAACGUCUCCAAUUAUGCCAACGUCUCCAAAAACGCCAACUCCAACCACGCCAAUGUCUCCAUCGCCAACUACGCCAACGUCUCCAACUACGACAACGUCUCCAACUACACCAACUCCAACUACGCCAACGUCUCCAACNCCAACUACGCCAACGUCUCCAACUACGACAACGUCUCCAACUACACCAACUCCAACUACGCCAACGUCUCCAACAUCACCAUCUAUGCCAACGUCUGCAACUACGCCAACUCCAACUACGCCAAUGUCUCCAACUACGUCAACGUCUCCAAAAACGCCAACUCCAACUACGCAAACGUCUCCAACAUCGCCAACGUCUCAAACUGCGCCAACUCCAACUACGCCAACAUUUCUAACUACGCCAACGUCUCCACCAAGGUUGGCUACACAGACACCAUCCUCUACUGCAGCGUUGGAGCCUCCUCCCUGRUCCUCAACAUGUACGCCAGCGUCCUGGUCAUGGGCUACAUCGCAGCCAACAGGUACUUGAAGAUAGUCCAUCUUGUUGGAACUCACUUCCUGAUGAGGGUAAGAGCUGCUCGCAUCAUCUCCAUGACCACCUGGGUUUUCCUCCUGGCUCCGUCGACAGCGUACGUGGUCCUGAUGCAGACCAGCUACGAACCUGGCACCGUUCUCAGCUCCUGCGAGGCCUUCUUCAGUCCAACAGAACUGUUGUAA